This is a messenger RNA of Peromyscus leucopus (white-footed mouse), 805 nucleotides long. RefSeq names its product immunoglobulin lambda-like polypeptide 1. Gene Ontology annotation, molecular function: MHC class II protein complex binding. The transcript has 3 exons. Gene Ontology annotation, biological process: positive regulation of T cell activation; immunoglobulin production involved in immunoglobulin-mediated immune response; peptide antigen assembly with MHC class II protein complex. The record is from RefSeq and is a predicted model, not a curated record. Gene Ontology annotation, cellular component: MHC class II protein complex. Bases 89 to 718 code for a protein of 209 amino acids. Lineage: Eukaryota; Metazoa; Chordata; Mammalia; Rodentia; Cricetidae.
GAAUAGCUUCUGGCCCUCAGAGGAGGAGCAAGCCUUUUGCCAGGAAACCUACAAGAGGGGCCGGAGUUGACUUUGAGCUUGAGGGACAAUGAAGGUCAGAACAGGCCAGGCACUGGGCACCAUCCCCAGGCAGUGCAAAGCUCUCCUUCUGUUGCUGCUGUUGGGCCUCGUAGAUGGUGUCCAGCAUGUACUUCCCCCAGGCUCAGCAGGAAGGAGCAGAGCCAUGGGCCCUGGAGCUUCCGCGGGAAGCAGCAGGCCUAGACUGUGGACCCUGCCAGGCCGGUUCCUGUUCCAGACCAUCCCACGGGCAACAGGCCCCAGGUGCUGGCCCCAUGGGUUUCCGUCUGAGCACCAGUCAUGGCAUGUCUUUGGUAGAGGGACCCAACUCACAGUCCUGGGUCAGCCCAAGUCUGACCCCUUGGUCACUCUGUUCCUGCCUUCCCUGAAGGAUCUCCAGCCCAAGAAGGCCACACUAGUGUGUCUGGUGAGUGAAUUCUACCCAGGUACUUUGGUGGUGAACUGGAAAGUAGAUGGAAUCCCUGUCACACAGGGUGUAGAGACAACCCAACCUACCAAACAGACUAACAACAAGUACAUGGCCAGCAGCUACCUGACGCUGACAUCUCACCAGUGGACACCUCACAGCAGAUACAGCUGCCAGGUCGCUCAUGAAGGGAGCACUGUGGAGAAGAGCGUGUCACCUGUUGAGUGUUCUUAGACUGCGAUCCUCCCUGAAGCCUCAGGGGCCUGGAUCUGAAGGGCCAGAAAAGGUCUUUUUUUUUUUUAUUUUUUUAAAAAAAAACUA